GAUUUCCUCGUUGAAGAAGCAGCGCAGCGAGGACGUCAAGAGGAGGACGAGAUGCGGAUCGAGACAGAACAGACCGUGAUGAGUUCCGUGCAGGAUUUCCUUGAUGAAGAAGCAGCGCAGCGAGGACGUCAAGAGGAGGACGAGAUGCGGAUCCAGAGAGAACAGACCGUGACGAGUUCCGUGCAGGAGAGCCUCGAUGACGAAGCAGAGCAGCGAGGACAUCAAGAGGAGGUGCACAUCGGUGUCAACGACGAGCUGCCAGAAGGAGCGAUGAUGUCCUCCUCGUCGGGGCCAUUGCAGGAAACUCUGUACCUGAUUCUGAAGGAGGAGGCUGCCAUCACUGAUUCUGCCAACAUUGCCCAGAGCUACCACGGCCACAUCCGCGAGAACGCGAGCUGCUGCUGGGUGUCUUUUCCAGGCAAAUACGCCGCAGGUUGGGAAGCCUUGGUCAAGGAGCACCACGCAGACUCCGUGGCCUGCGUCUUUCUUUGCACUCCCGAAGAUGGUCUCGGCCGGCACUCGGAGGAUCCGCAGAACCGAGGGAAAUGCCACUGCCAGAGGAUCUACGGAGUUCGCGACUUCCGAUCCUUCGGAUAUCUCAUGGAAUUGCAGCCGCCCUACACGCCUGAGCGACUCCAGAGGCACGAGGAGAUGGCGGCUGCGAUGAACGCAGUGCUCGUGCACAAAGAUGCGCCGCAGUCCACGAAGGAGGAAGCCCUUAAGCAGGCGGAAGAACGAUGGCAGGAGUGCGGGCGUGUUGCCUCCUGGGGGUGUGCCUGGUACCCCAAGUGGCUGGACAGGGUCAGCGAGGCUGUGGCCAAGGGGCAACGGCUCAAAGCGGUCUUCUUUCCACGGCAGGUGGGGCAAGGUAAGCUGUCCAUGGAAGAGCUCUCUCACGAGACGGUCGAUCUUUGGGACAACAUUGGAUGUGGUGGCUCGCAGAAGUGUGAACUCGCAACGCUCGACAGCCUGCGAAAGCAGGAAGGCAGCAAGUGGGACUACGAGGAGGUGGACGUAGGCGACUUCCUUGGAAGCGAGUUCGAGGCCGGCUGUCCGGUGUAUGCCAAGACGCUAGGCAAGGGUGGUGAGGAAUGGCGGAGGGCUGUGUUGGUGCGGCAGAAGACACGCGGUACCAUAGGUGGCAAGAUCUCGUGGUUGGUGAGAUGUGAGACGACACAGGAGACCUUCGAAGCUAGCGAUCUUCGCCAUGCGAGCGUGUCUAUCGAGCAGAUCCAGCAAGCCUGUGGUCCCGCCCUCAAUGCGCCGGGAAUCAGCUAUGAGUUCGCCCCUGCCCUC
This is a messenger RNA of Symbiodinium sp. CCMP2456, 1296 nucleotides long. Lineage: Eukaryota; Dinophyceae; Suessiales; Symbiodiniaceae. The record is from the annotation of a GenBank genome assembly.